Molecule: messenger RNA, 6097 nt
Organism: Cynoglossus semilaevis (tongue sole)
Lineage: Eukaryota; Metazoa; Chordata; Actinopteri; Pleuronectiformes; Cynoglossidae
Gene: ccdc177
Product: coiled-coil domain containing 177
Exons: 5
Coding region: 1666-4251 (861 amino acids)
Source: RefSeq, a predicted model, not a curated record
UGAGUUGUUUAAUUGCAGUCACAGACUAGUCCAUGACAAUAGGCUCUAAUGACAUUUAUCAGAAGUAAAUAAAGUAUUUUCUCUGAUAAAGUAUUUGUCCUUGUUACAUAUUAGUCCUGAGGUUAAAUGUUAAACAGUGAGGCGUUAAUACACUUCAGUGGCUGUGACUCCAUGUGGCCUGUGAACCAGUGUGUUCCUAAUGGGAAACAAUAAACCACCACCAUGUAGGGAUAAAACUAGAGUCUGCUUUUAGAUUCACUGUUAUAUAAAAGUUCUGCUGCUGCUCCCACACUGUAGUGUCCUCUGAACCUCUGUCCUCUCCCCCUCCUCACCCUCUCUUUCUCCAUCUUUACUCUUUCAGAUACAUUGUGUGGCCCAUUCAGAGCUAGUUCAAAAAAAAGAACAGAACAAGGAGCGGCUGAGUGUUUAGUGCAGGUGUCCUAGCUUCAGUCCACAGAAACGGGUCUUUUAAAGAGCUGAAAGGGGCCAUCCGGUCAACACCCCCUCCCCUCCCUGCCUUCCUUACUCACUCUUUGUCCCAUAGAUAUUUUUUAAUUGUUAGCUAUGACAGUUGAGCGGCUUUUCGAGUGCCUCAGUGAAGAGCCUUGUAAUUAGAGCUAUUGAGCUGCUGGAAUUGGUACAAUUAGGGUCAACAUUAAUGAUUUCUGUGUGCACACCAUUCAGGCCGUUCCAGAAAAGGCCCAUUUUCUCAGAAAGGAUGAAGAGGACUCAAGAAAAAGGUCAGAGGGAAGAAAGACUGAGGGGCAGUCAGAUUAUAAAGGGAGACAAACAGAAGCCUACAUGAACUCAAGGCAGUGAAACAUCUGGAUUUUCACUUAUUGGUCCACUUUAAACCCACCGUUGUCCGUGUAGUGUUAUUGUCACAGCUGUGAGUGGUGGUUCUCCUCACUCAUGUCCUAGUGUGUAGCAGUGGAGGAGCAGAAGUGUCUGGGAGAAUGAUAAUGAUGAUUAAUUAGUUAGACCACAGGUCUGUUCCAGUUCACACAUCCAUUCUCCUGUUCAUACUGGUUAUACUGGGUUACUGGUUUAAACAUAAAACAAGUGGUAAAGAACACCACGUAGAUGUUCAGAAGGUCAAGGGAUCCACCAGUGUCUACCUCUCUGUUAGUUGGUAACUAGUUCAACCAGCAGCUAAUUGUUUAGCUUCUCUAGUCCUGAGGAUCACUCGGAGUACUUUACACUACAGGUUUCACCAUCUACCUACCUGUCAGUGGGGGGCAGUGUUUCACCUACCAAGUCUGGAAUCAAUCAAGGACAACUGCAGUACCAGCUGAGCUGCAGCCAUGCUGUGGGCAGAAACUGAGCUGGAAGAUCAACUCCAACUCACGGAGACCCUCCCUCGCAGACAUCAGGACCGACUGUGAGCCGAGGCCCAGAUCUGCCUCCUGAAGAGAAAUAAAACGGACGGCACACAGACCUGAGCAGGCUGCUCUUCUGCGACAUCCUCCGUCUGCCUCUGUCGUGUUUGUGCUGCUGGAGGAGGAGGAUGGAGAGAUGAUGUGAUGCUCCAUCUCUGGGCCGAGGACAUGUCCCCCCCCGAAUGAGACCUGAUAUUAUGCGGGGAAGGAGGAGGGUGGACCAGACCGAAAGGGAACAAAGCAGCGGUUUAAAAGCCCUUCUACAAACUGGCAGCAUCAGCCAACUAUGGUGGAUCCCUCGGAGGCUGAGGAGCAGAACAAGUGUAAAGGCCCACACCUCGACGCUCCAGCUGUGGCUACAGAAGAACCUCGGUUGCCAGAAGAAGCUGAUGGUGCAACAACAGAGGAGGAUGGAGAUGCUGGGUUUGAAACGCCACCCACUGGCAGCGCUGGGCCCAGUCCCUGCCACGUCGCUAGCUCGGCAGCAACAGAAGCCGCCCCUCAGGGGCCAGCGCCUCAGCCUCAACCUCAGCCUCAGCCUCAGCCUCAGCCUCAGCCUCCUCAGCCACAGACUGAGGCAGAUGUCUCACCAAAGUUGCACCUCGACCUGUACAACUUUGACUCUCCAGCUGCUGAGGGCAGCCGAUACGUUCUGACGAGCCCUCGCUCUCUGGAGGCGUGCGCUCGAUGUGGCGUCAAACCUGUGGAACUGCUUCCUCGGCCUCUCUCUGACUUUGCCCGGGAGGCCCCUGGGCGCUCCAUGCGCGUGGCCACAGGGCUGUUUGAGAUCUACGAGAAGGACAGGCACGCAAAGCUGCGCCAGUGCCGAGAGGAGAGAGAGAGAAUCAUCAGGGAGGAGAAACGAAGGAUUCUGCAGGCAGCGGUCAACAGCAGUAACGGAGUUACACCUUCAUCUGUGAACACGCCCCCUGCUGGGACCAGUCAACCCCUUACAUCUGUGCCAGUGAGCUGUAGCUCAUCUUCAGGAGAUGGUGUGACCUUCUCCAAAGACUUAACAUCUCCUCCGACCUCUAAAACAAGUCUUUUACCGAAAAGUUGUGCUGAUAGUCUGGGUCCUGCCCCGAAGUCUUCCCAUCCAGUGUCCCCUCAGUCUUCAAAAACUGCUUCUUCACCCUCUUUACCACCUUCCAAGACCACUUACCAAGGAUUUACCAAGCGUCCUUUGUCCUCUUCCACUGAGCGAGUGAAGGCGUCACGAUCACUCUCCUCUGGCCCUCCACCAGUUAUCAGGAAAUCCUCAGGAAGUAAAUCUUCAAACACUUUCCCCAGAACGUCUCCAAAACCGCCGUCCUUCCCCAGAGCCAACACUACACUAACAACGUCCGUGUCAAAGCCAGCGGCUAAGAGCCGUGGGACUUCUCCUAACGGUGUCACGGCGCGGCAGUUUUCCCAUCACAAUGGACAUGUCAAACUUCAUUCUCGAUCCAGAGUAAAGAGCCAUUCCUUGGAGUCCUUACAACGAAAGAUUGAUCCCGUAUGCUGCUCCACCUCCACCACAACCACCACCACAUGUACCUCCUCAGAGUCAGGAGCCUCCUCCUCCUACAGCUGGGAUGGAGCACGAGAUCGCUGGAUUAAAGCGUUCUGCCCUAGAGCUCGCACUCUGGCGACUUUCAACUCCCUGAUGGGCCGGAGCCUCAGCCUGGGUGACCUGAGCCACUCUCCUCACACCACACAGAAGGUGGAGCGCAUCUUGAAGGAGGUGAAGCGUCAAGGCCUGAAGGCGGUGUCCGAGCGAGACCGCAAAAUCGCAGCUCUGAUGCUCGCUAGGUUUCAGGAAGAAGACAUCAUGAGUCAGACUCGCUACGUCGCUCACCUCCAGUGGGACAGUGAGCGUAGAAAGGAGGAGCUACGGAGAGAGCAGGAGGAGAGGGAGAAGCAGCGUGCAAUGCUUCAGUGCCAGAGAGUGUGGCAAACACAGGUGUCGAUACGCCAGCGAAGGCUGAGCCAGCAGGAGAAAGAAUCGGCAGCUGCCAAAAUGCGACAGGCAGAGGAGAGCGAGGAGCGAUGGAGGGAGCUGGCAGAGCAGCAGGAGCGCAGUCGUCUCCUGAAGCUGCAGCAGGCGGCACGGGAGGAAAAGCACAAAAAAGCACUUCAAGAGCAGAACCUGAAGGCUCUGGAGGAGGAGAGGGCGGCUGUGCUGGAGCAGGAGAGGCUGCUGCUGAAGGAGAAGCUCACCAUGGCUGAGCUGAAGAGGCAGGAGAAGGAGCACCAAGCCCAGGAGGAGAGACGAGGCCUAAACAAGGCUGAGAAGAGACGUCAUGCUGCCCUGGUCCAGGAAAUUGCUCGCAGGGAGCAGGAGGAGAGGGAGGAGGCCAGGAGGAAUGCGGAGGAGAAGCUCAGCCGCUCCCUGGAGAACUAUGAACAGAUAGUUGAACGACGAGCGCAGGAGCUGAAGGAAAAGGCCAAACGUGAGGAGAAGCAGAUCGAGAAGGCACGCAGGGCUGCGGAGAAGCGUGAGAAGCAGCAGCAGCAGCUGAUAGAGGCCCGUGCGAAGGAGGCGGAGAAACGAGCUCAUCAGGCAGCGUUAGUGGCUGAGGUCAGGGCCAAAGAGAAGGCUCAGAGGGCCGUCCAGAGCCGACAGGAGAAGGAGAGACUCCAGAAACUCAACAGGCAGAGGGUGGAGGAGGAGGAGAAGCAAAGACGUCUGGAGCUGCUGCAGUCCAUCGAGAGAAAGCUGGAGAAGAGUGAGCAGAUUUUUAAAGAAAAGAAGGCCGUGCUGGAGAGCGCUCGCUCCGUGGCCAGAGCAUCUUUUCAUGUGAGGGACAAAGUGCGUGAGGAGACCAACAUGCGCACAUUUGACAAAAUGGCCCUCGAAGCUCAGCUGAAAGCUGGUCUGGAUGAGAAAUAAACCCAUAAGUGUUUGCUGUGAACUCCAUUCCUGGUCACGUGCUUCUGGUCAAGGCUCUCACCUCAUCAUGGCCCUCAUCAGUCGACAGCUCUUACCUGUUCAAGUUUCCUGACAUGCCUUCACCCAUCAGGUGGAGGUCAGAUGAUGAUCCUCUGUCAUGGUUGUAUAAAGAAAACAAAGUAUAUCAUCAGCAAUGCCUGUUCAGAACUGCUGUGUGCUUCAUAUUAGAUUAGAAGAAUGACUGUAAUCUGUGUCUUUACACUGGAUGAGGUUCUCGGUGCAUCACUACUGGGAUGAGGACUUGCUCAAAGACCACUCCCCAGUUGUUUAUCCUUUGAUUUGAUUAAAACUGAUCUGGUGGUGAGUUCCAUGUUAAUCCGAGCGAUUCGGGCUGUUUUAUAAUGAUCAGAUCCUGAGUGUGAUGGUCUGGCUCUGCAGUGUCUGUGUUUGUUUGAGGCAACAAACGUGCACUGCAGUAUCAGUUACUUAAGUACUGAUCUGAACCAAACCGAUGAUGUUAGAACCAAAUGUGUGACCUAAGAGUGUAGAGUCAGAUGCUGACUCCAACACUGUCACUCUGUCUUUCAUUCAUUCAAUGCUGACUCUUUUGUCUGUCAGCAGCAUUGACUGAAGCACAACUCCAUUACUACAAGGCUUUUAAGAUGGAGAAUCAACCAAAAGAGGAAUUGAAAGCAGGACAGUAAUGCUUCUUUAUCCCUGAAGCAACUAAAGGAUCUUUUUUUAUCUCAGAUCUCAGAAAAUGAAGCCUAAGGCUAGACAUGUGUCUGGACCAAACCAGUGACAAUCAGACAUGGUGUACCAGAGAGUUCUGUGCAAAGUAUCAAGAGGCAACUGCAUCAACAUCAAAAGACCUUAAACACUCACCUCUUCAAUUCAGAUUACUGAACUGUGUUCAAGAUCAAUUGUGCCACCUCCUGACAACAUGCUACCAGCACAGCUGUCUUACAUCAAAGGAGCCAGGACAACAUUUACUUCAAUACAAACAUCUUUUCUUCUUCUAUUCCACUUUAAAGCGUUGCACCUUGGAUCAGUUCAUCUGUGCUGGUCAACAGUGUUGGGGUUAGAACAUGGCUCUGUCGUCAUUAGGGAACGUUGUUCUUUUUAUAUCAUAUCAUUUGUACAUGACCAUCAUUUGCCUGCUUUCUUUCCUAAUUACUCCCAAUAUUUUUCAUCAUGCACAGACUUCCAGAUGGUGCAGUAAUGUAAAGGUGGAGAUAAGAAUUCUGACCAUGUUAUUUGAACAACUUAAAUCAGAGAAAUGAGGAAUAAAGACAUUUUCCAAAAAGGAGAAGAACUUCUGCGUUUUCCUGUUCUCACAUCAUUUCAUUUCAACUUCAUUCAGUUUAAUUUAACUUUGACUCCUUCUCUAUAAACAUGUGAUGCAUUUCUUUCUUUAACUUUUUGUUAUAUUAACGUAAAUUGUUCUGAUGUACAGUAUAUGCUCUGUGUCAUUUACUAAAUAUUUUAAAAUCUAAAAUUUUUCUAUUGACACUGCUGACCUUCUGCCACCUCUACUGCUACACCAACCAUCUCCAUGUCCUCUGUGGCUACAUCCAUACAUCUUCACUGAGGUUUUUCCGUCAGCUCCAUCUGAAACCACCUCAACCUCACCUCUCUACCUUUAUCUCUAAACUGCUCCACCUUAACUGUUCCUCUGACCUUCUACUAUUAGACUGAGCCACUGUCUCUAAACCAUAUAUCAUAGCAGGUCUCACUACUGUUUUAUAACUCUUCCCUUUUAACUUUGCUGCUAUUCUUCUGUCACAGAUAUUCCCUUGUCUCCAUCAAAUCCUCCUGCAUUCACCCUUUCUUCACCUCUGUUCAU